AGUAUUGUGUAACAAACUUGUCAACAAACGUAAAUACAAACAUGUUUGGUUCUUUAGUUUGGUUGUGUUGUUUGAGUGCCUGUUUACUUCUAGUUGGCGCUAGGGAUGCUGGUUAUGGCGACAAACACCUUUGUCUCAGCGAAGAAUGCCUUGAAGCUGGCCACAUUAUCACCAGUAAGCUGGACAGAAGCGUUGACCCUUGCGAAGACAUGUUCCAGUUCUCUUGUGGUGGAUGGAUGAACAACAAUGAAAUACCGGAGGAGAUGCAGCGAUGGUCAGCUCUGGAGGAAGUGAGCUCAAAAAUUGAGGAGCAACUACUGGAACUAAUUCAUCAAGACGGAUGGAUCUUUAAGGGGAACCAAUCCAGUGCCAUUAAAAAGCUGAAACAGUAUUACCUCUCCUGCGUGGACGUAGGUACCAUUGAAGAAAAAGGUGCCGCGCCACUGAAACAGCUAAUAGAAGACUUUGGCUCCUGGACUGUCACACGGACCAAGAAGCCAUGGAGGAAAGACAGAUGGAAUCUCCAAGACGCGAUCCUUAAGACUCACGCCUUGUGGGGAUCAAGUUUCUUUGGAAUAGGCAUUGUCGAAGAUGAAAAAAAUGGCUCCCGAAAUAUAGUGACAAUUGCUCAAGGGGGAGUAACCUUGUCUGAAAUCGCUGAGACCUACAAUGAGAAGUCUACAAGAGAUUACUUCAUGAAGGCUGCCUUCAAACUUGGAGAGCUCCUGGGUGGAAGUAGGCACAGUGUCAAGGCCAAGAUGGCCAAGGUUUAUAACCUGGAAAAGAGUCUCGCUCAGAUAUUUGUUUCCAAGGAAAUCUUGACCAAUCCGUUGAAUCGUUACAACUUAAUGACGCUUAGAGAGUUUCAGAAGUUAAUUGGAUCCUGGAUUAAUAUGGAGAAGUAUAUGGAGACUGUAUUCCGUGGCCGAGUUUUAAGCUAUGACGACGAAAUCGUGGUCGCCACACCAGACUAUUUCAAGAAACUUCAAAAGGUCGUUAAAGACACAGAUAAAGAAACUCUUGCCAAUUACAUCAUGUGGAACUUCAUUCUGCCCACUGUGGGUUACCUCCCCGAAGAGUUCGAAGCUGUUGACAUCAAGCAAAUUAUGGAGUCAGAAGACGAAAUUGAGAUCCCUCUGUCUAGGCAGAAGACGUGUUUAGAAAAAGCUGUGAAGGUCAUGCCCCUUGCUGCCAGCGCCCUCUACAUUGACCUCUUCUUCUCACAGGAAUCAGAUGUCAAGGUUGUUACUGCCAUAGACGACAUUGAGCACGAGUUUAUAAAAAAUCUGGACGAGCUCAAUUGGAUAGACCAAGUCACGAAGCAGAACCUGAGAGAGAAAGCCGAGUCUAUGACCAACCUGGUUGGCUUUCCGGACUGGAUCCUCAGCCCCAGCAAACUAGACGCUUACUAUAAAACGCUCGUUGUGUACCCAGAUGAUUUCUGGGGUAAUUUUAUUAGCGCUGUUCAAUUUGAAACCAACCGAGUUCUGGACAGCUACAAAAAGCCGCCAGCGAGAAACAAGUGGGAAAUCCCCCCGCAUGAGGUCAACGCCUAUUAUUCUGUAACGGACAAUCAACUGGUCGUGCUGGCAGGUAUCUUACAUGAGCCAAUCGUGUCUGCAUAUUACCCAACCUCAUACCUAUAUGGAACGAUUGGAUCCAUUAUUGGCCAUGAGAUCAUUCAUGGUUUUGACAACAGCGGGCGUCUAUAUGAUAAAGACGGGCACUUGCGGGACAGUUGGACGCCUCAUGUGGCGGAAGAGUUUGACCAGAGGGCGCAAUGUUUUAUUGACCAGUACGACUCCUACCUAGUAUACAACCACAGCCUGAGUGGUUUACUAACUCUGGGUGAGAACAUUGCUGAUAAUGGCGGACUGAAACUUGCUUACAGAGCUUACAAGAAUUCGAUCAAGCCUGAAUUACGUUUACCUGGACUGGAUCUCACAGACGAUCAACUCUUUUUCGUUGGCAUGAGUCAUUUUUAUUGUGCCCUGUAUACAGAGGAGUACGCUAUAUCCAGUAUACGUACUGACGAGCAUGCCAACAAUGAAUUUAGGGUGAUAGGAUCCAUGUCAAAUAGUAAAGAAUUCGCCAAGGCGUUUAACUGUAAAGCGGAUACGCCUAUGAACCCGAGGAAAAAAUGUGAAAUUUGGUAGACGUAAACAGCAGAAUCGAAUGGGUUCGGGUUUGUACCCAUCGCAUUUUAUGAAUCUUUGCAUCGGGAUAUUAAAAUUUCAUUUUAAAAAAUU
Molecule: messenger RNA, 2249 nt
Organism: Biomphalaria glabrata
Lineage: Eukaryota; Metazoa; Mollusca; Gastropoda; Planorbidae
Product: endothelin-converting enzyme 1-like
Exons: 14
Coding region: 42-2156 (704 amino acids)
Biological process (GO): protein processing
Cellular component (GO): plasma membrane
Molecular function (GO): metalloendopeptidase activity
Source: RefSeq, a predicted model, not a curated record